Molecule: messenger RNA, 1733 nt
Organism: Spinacia oleracea (spinach)
Lineage: Eukaryota; Viridiplantae; Streptophyta; Magnoliopsida; Caryophyllales; Amaranthaceae
Product: serine carboxypeptidase 1
Exons: 8
Coding region: 44-1534 (496 amino acids)
Biological process (GO): proteolysis
Cellular component (GO): vacuole
Molecular function (GO): serine-type carboxypeptidase activity
Source: RefSeq, a predicted model, not a curated record
UUCCAUCCCAUUUUAACAACCUUAGCUUAAAAAAGUAAGAAAGAUGAGCAAAGGAAAACACUAUAACUUUCUCUUAUUGCUAUCCCUCUAUCUUUGCCUUGUUUGUAACAUACUAAUACUGACUCCAACUAAUGCUAGUGAUCAAGUAACAAACUUGUACAAAUUGCUAAAGUCUAAGAGAUCAAAAAACCCUUCUCUUGCUGCCUCUUGGGUGACAUUGCCAGCUCAAAUUAAGGAAAGUAGAGUUCAUAUUCAACCUCAAGAUGGGCUCAUGGAGGCUGAUAAGAUCACCUCCUUGCCCGGUCAGCCUGACGGGGUGGAUUUCGAUCAUUAUUCCGGUUACGUGACCGUUGAUCCAGCCGUCGAGAAGGCACUGUUCUAUUACUUUGCUGAAUCUCCUACCAACUCUUCUUCUAAACCUUUGGUUUUAUGGCUUAAUGGAGGACCCGGAUGCUCCUCAUUUGGCAAUGGAGGACUACUAGAAUUAGGACCAUUCAGGGUCAAGAGCGACGGGAAAACACUUAUCAGAAAUCCUUACGCUUGGAAUAACGUGGCAAAUGUGAUGUUCUUGGAAUCACCAGCUGGAGUGGGAUUCUCGUAUGGAAAUGUAACAAUCAUUGAUAAACAAACAGGGGAUAUAAGCACAGCUAAAGAUGCAUAUACAUUCCUAGCCAAUUGGUUUGAGAGGUUCCCUCAUUAUAAACACCGCGAUUUCUACUUAACAGGAGAGAGUUAUGCUGGUCAUUAUGUGCCUCAACUUGCUUACACAAUCAUGCAUAAUAACAACAACACAAACCACACUUUUAUCAACCUCAAAGGCAUAGCGAUAGGCAAUGCUUGGAUAGAUGAUGCUACAAAUACACAAGGGUUGUAUGAUUAUUUAUGGAACCAUGCUACACAUUCAGAUGAAACACAUGCCAAAAUCAAUAAGUUCUGCAAUUUUUCCGAGACAAUUCCUUCCAAAGAAUGCGAUCAGUAUUGUAACAAAGCUUGGGAAGAAGCAGGGAACAUUGACAUUUACAACAUCUAUGCACCAGUCUGCCUUAAAUCUGGAAAUUCCAAAGCUCACAUCCUUCAUUCAGUCGAGGUUUUUGAUCCUUGUUCUUCUACCUAUGUGGAUACUUAUCUAAAUACUAAACAAGUGCAACAAGCUCUCCAUGUCAAACCCACAAAAUGGAUAUCCUGCAGUGGAUUUGCUUGGCAAGAUACUCCAUCAACUGUUUUACCAGUUAUUCAGAAGCUCAUGGAAAGCAACAUUAGUGUGUGGCUUUACAGUGGAGAUGUUGAUGGACGUGUGCCAGUAACAUCAACAAAGUACUCCUUAAACACCCUCAAGCUUCCAAUUAAAACCGAUUGGCGUCCAUGGUACGACACAGACAAUCAGGUUGGAGGGUACGUAGUGGGUUACGAAGGGCUGGUGUUUGUGACAGUAAGAGGGGCUGGGCAUCUAGUUCCAAGUUAUCAACCUCAAAGAGCUUUAACCAUCAUCUCAUCGUUUCUCCAGGGAACUCUGCCUCCUCCUAAGUCAUCUUAGACUUCUUCUUUUUCUGACAUUAUACCCAAAUUUGUACUCUAUUAUUAACGUGCCAAAUUGUAUGUCAAGAACAUUAAGGAAUAUGCUCUCAUGCAAACGUCCCUUUAUAAGAUUAAUUCCAUCUCUUUUUCGCGGUCAUCAACAAACUCAUUAGGAUAGGAUGAUCUAUAAAAUUUGAAUUAUGGGUGUGUUAUAUUCA